Molecule: messenger RNA, 4213 nt
Organism: Striga asiatica
Lineage: Eukaryota; Viridiplantae; Streptophyta; Magnoliopsida; Lamiales; Orobanchaceae
Source: the annotation of a GenBank genome assembly
CGGAAACUUCAAAUCCAUAGCCUAUCAGUACCUCCAGAAGCUUCCUUCAUCGAACAACUAAUUCACCUACAACUGCGACAAUCACACCUUCAACUACCUCGUUCACGAUGGAUUCAGCCAUGUGUUAUUGGUGAUCUAAAUUGUAUGUUGGUGUGUUUGGCGAUUUGGUGACCUUGUAUUGUUACUGCUUGAGAUAGUAAAACGGUAGUCUCCUCGAACAUGUAAGUCUUUUUCUCUUACACCUCCAGCUCAAUCAGGUGAAUGAUUAAGCUCCGUUUGAUGCCUGCAAUUAAAAAAUAGGGGCGCUAACGUGCAAGAAGGGGAUGCGCUAACGUGCCUUUACUAAGAAACUAAGAAAAACAGAAGGCCUAUCUUGCUUUAGUUUUCAAUAAGUUCGCUAACGCGCCCUUCCUUUCGCCCUAUCUAUUCAUCUCUUUUUUCAAAUGGAUAUUUAGGAUACCAAAUCUUCGUGAAGUCAAAGGAUUUUUUACGACAGGUCUUGUAUUUGUGUGAAAAACCUGCCAAAGUAUGUUGCAGAGGAUCGCCUCAGAGAAUUCUUCUCGGAGAAAGGAGAGGUUACCGAUGCCAAGCUUAUGCGCACAAAGGAGGGGAAGAGCAGGCAAUUUGGGUUUGUGGGAUUUAGGACAGAACAUGAAGCCGAGGAAGCCAUAAAGUACUUCAACAGGACUUACAUGGACACUUUAAGAAUUACUUGUGAGGUUGCUCGUAAGGUUGGAGAUCCUGACAUUCCUCGCCCUUGGAGUCGACACUCAUUGAAUAAAAAGGAGACUUCUUCUGAGGCAGAGAAGGGAGUAACUGAUAUAACCGCAGUUCUAUUUCGCUUUCCCCACUCUCGCCACUCAUUUUAUUCCCGGCACGCGCCGCCUCCCAGCCACCGCUAUUGACGCUGUUGGACCCUUGAUACGAGUUGAUAAAACCUAGAACGAAGCAGAAGUUGCAAGCUUUUCUAUAUGAAUUUUGCUAAAUAUGUUUCUGAGCUGCUGCAAAAGAGAGUGGCAUAGUCGUGUUGUCUGCCUGGGGAGAAAAGAAUGGGUGGGGUGACGUCAUCGAUCGCUGCUAAGUUCGCCUUCUUUCCACCGACCCCGCCGUCGUACACGGUGGUGGUAGACGAGUUACGCGGUGGAGCGCAUAGCAUACCCGAGGUUCCAUGGCGGGAGGGUGCCGAUGUUCUGAGGCUGAGGACGCGCCGGGGAAACGAGAUUGUGGCGGUGCACAUCAGCCACCCCAAGGCCACUUCCACAGUGCUGUAUUCCCAUGGUAACGCCGCUGAUUUAGGUCAGAUGUACGAGCUCUCGUGGAGAAUACCCUCCGUCUCCGCGUGAAUCUGAUAGGAUAUGACUACUCAGGCUAUGGACAGUCUUCUGGAAAGGUUAGUUGCCUAAUCUAGCAGUCUUUUUCUGUACAGUUUUGCUGUUGUUUGAACUUUUGGAAUUGUUAAUUAGUGAAGUGCUUUAUCUGAAGGAGUCUGAAGGAGAUGUUGCGAUCAUAAGAUAUUGUAACUUUGUGACUCUCUAUUAUUGCUUUUUUCUGUUGGAUAUUUUCGCUUCUCCUUUAUUCAGUUUCUUCGUUUGCUUCACGAUAAUUGAUAUGAAGGGCGUUUUCCUGUAGCUGCACAGUGUUAUCCGUUCUUGUGGCUUACAGUGUCCGGGAUUGCUACUGUUAGGUCUAUUGAAUUAGUAAAUGACAUGUAUUUUCUGUAACUAACCAUAUAUUUGCAUUAGGAUGAUGAAUGAUAAUUUUUAUUUGAAAAAUUUUCGAUCUGGUUUGAUUAUUCCAGAGAAGAAGUCGAUUUUGGGAUAGAGGUUCUUGUUCAUAAUAACCCUGCAUUUCUACAAUAUAACAUUACUUGUCCAGUAAUUCCCUCAUCAACAGGCUAAGUUCAGAUUGUCAAAUGUUUCUAUUCAGCUUUGUUUAAUAAAACAUGUUUAUGGCGAUAAACACAUGUUGUUAUAGAUGAUAUAUGAGCAUUCUAUAUUUAUAUUUCCACCGGAUUUUUAUGUAGCUGCUUUAAUAAGUUGAAGUGUGGAGCUCAAGAAACACAACAACUAUCAAGAAUGUGUCAUAAUGCUGCACAACAUUGCUCUCAUGAGAUUUUCCCCUUCUUUUUGCUAUAUUUCAUAGAAUUUAUAGGUGUCCUCAGAACUAGAUCUUUUCCUACGGAGCAUCACAUUUAUUCUCUUGCAGAUCAUUCCUAGAGAUUGUUAAUCAAUCAACAAGUGACACUAGCAGCCCCUUGACUAGUAAGGGAAAAUGCUAGCACGACUGUAGCGCAUUUAAACGUUUUCGACUUGAUGAGCUGGCAUCUCCCUGGUGUGGCCCUUAUAGAUGUUUCUUGGAUUGUGAAAGGCUAGUGGAUGACGUUGUCACAUUCUUUACAGUCAAGCAUGAUUGUCAUGAUCUUCAAAUAAUAAUCCUUAUUUCACAGUGCACAAAAAACAUAAAUUAUUGGGAAAAACCUGGAUGUAGUCGGUAAAUGUGCAAUUAAACCUUCAAUAGUGAUCAUUGCUCUUCGUGUCUCUGUUUCUAGAUACAAAAAUGCUUGCAGAAGUAAAAAAUGAACACUAGCAUAAGUUUGCCUGUUUUUCAACUGGUUAACAAUGUCCAUUUACUUUAAGCAUUGCCACAUCUUGAUUUCAUUCUGGAGCACAACAAACUUAAAAUUUGUUUCAAUUUGUACUCAAAAUAAUUGUAUGAUAUUAAGGUAUUAGAUGCUUUCUUUUCUUGGGACUUUGUGAAAUUAUUCUUGUACCAAGUAUUUAAGUAGCUUGCAGCUUUGGUCUGAUGUAGUUCAUGACUUCCGCUAAUACCACCAAAAAUCUGUGGAACUAACUUUCCGUGUACAUGUACUAGUUUCUUUAAUUCAUAAAUUGUUUCUUCUAAAGAAAUGAUACGAACCUGAUUAGAGGAAAAUAGCUGUUAACUUCAGAUUUUUGCAUGGGCUGUAAUAAGCAAACAUGGGAAUUGCAUAAAAGCUUUCUUCACUCUUUGUUCUAUAUAAGUAUCCUAGAUGUUACAUAGCCAAAAAUUGUUUAUCCCAUGCUUCCCCGAUAUGCGCGUAAAUCAUUACUUCCUGUUAUCAUAUGACACAAGCCAUUCUUUUUCUUUGAAACAGCCAACUGAAUGUAAUACAUACGCAGACAUUGAUGCUGUGUAUAAAUGCCUCAUGGAGAAGUAUGGUGUUAAAGAUGAACAACUAAUACUAUAUGGGCAGUCUGUUGGUAGUGGUCCCACCAUCGAUCUUGCAUCACGAGUGCCGUACUUGAGAGGUGUUGUGUUACACAGCCCAAUUUUAUCUGGGUUGAGAGUUCUAUACCCUGUGAAAAGGACAUUUUGGUUUGAUAUUUACAAGAAUAUUGACAAAAUUGGUGAAGUGAACUGUCCGCUUCUAGUUAUUCACAAGGUUGCAGGAGCAGAUUACAUCAAGUUCCACUGACUGUAAGCUUAUGAAAAAUCUUAUAAUCUGAAGCAAGAACUGGAAAAGGAGCAAUUCUUGAAGAAUUAAAAGUGAAGAAAAGCAGAAAACGAUUAGGAAGAGGGCAGAAAGUUGUAGGCACCAAUAAAAGAGAAAGUUGUAGGCAAAAAAAGGGGACUGCAGAUGAAGUUGUCGAUUGCUCCCACGGUAAGCAGCUAUGGGAGCUGUGUAAAGUGAAAUACGAACCUCUAUGGAUAUGUGGAGGUGGACAUUGCAAUCUUGAACUCUACCCUGAGUUCAUUAAACACCUGAAGAAAUUUGUUCUGGCUCUUGGAAAAACAAGGCCAGGUGUCAAUGGUUCUGGACCAGCAUCACUAACUUCAAACGUUGAUAAUAAAUCUACCGAAAGCAGUUCCACGGAUGGGUUUGAGCUGCGGCCAGAUCUCCCUGAAAUUUCCAGAAACAGCUUGGAUAGCCGACUUGACAAGUCUAAGAAGUCGAGCAAGCCUGAAAAAUCUAGAAUGAGCACAGACCGCGUGGACAGAUUCAGGAGAAGAAAAGGUUUGAUCUGGUAAUAAUUUACUAAGGUAAUAUAGUUUAUGUACUUCUAUUCACCUGGUGAAGGAUAUGGACUUAUUUCAAUGUUUAUGUAUCAUGCCUGAAUGUGUGUGCCAAUUUUACUAGGAUAUUGUAAUCAUAUUUGAUCUUACUCUGAAAAUAAAAAGAACUGCAGUUGUUUUAAAUUGUAAAAAAAUUGUAUUGAUUAGAUGUGAGCAGCUU